UUCUUAUGGAACAGACUCUGAGUGUCCACUAGGAGGCUUGACUAACAAGGUAUUUGUCUGGAUGCAAACAUUUAUGGCGUAAACUGUAAAAUAUAGAUUAAACGAUGAUUAAAAGGACAAGAACUGUUGCUGUUGGAGGAUUCGGCGUUUGAUGGUAGAUUAUCAAUGAUCAACAGUCUCCUCUCUAUUGGCCAGUCCAGUGCGCAUCUAUGAACUCCAUAACGCCCUCCACUUCUGCCGUCAGUAGCCCUGUCAGCUCUGUAGAUUCGCCACUGUCAGCCGUCAGCUCGUCCAUUGGCUCUCCUGGCAUUCCCGGCACACCAUCUGUUGGCUAUGGACCCAUCAGCAUCUCUCAAAUAAACUCUUCAAUGUCUGUGUCUGGGUUACAUGCUGUCAGCAGCUCUGAUGAUGUGAAACCCCCGUUUGGCUUGAAGACUGUCAGUGGCUCGGGGCCAAUGCUGUCGCAGAAACGCAUGUGUGCCAUUUGUGGGGACCGUUCAUCGGGGAAGCAUUAUGGUGUGCACAGCUGUGAAGGCUGUAAGGGUUUUUUCAAGCGCACAGUCAGGAAGGACCUGAGCUAUACCUGCAGGGACAACAAGGAGUGUCUGGUCGAUAAACGUCAGCGCAAUCGCUGCCAGUAUUGCCGCUAUCAGAAGUGCCUGGCCACGGGAAUGAAAAGAGAGGCUGUUCAGGAUGAGCGUCAGAAGAAUAAGGAACGGGAUGGAGACUAUGAAUGCAGCAGUUCAGCCAAUGAGGAGAUGCCUGUGGAAAAGAUCCUGGAGGCCGAGACAGCUGUAGAGCACAGAUCAGACUUGCACUCUGAUGCCACUGGUUCACCCAAUGAUCCAGUCACUAACAUCUGUCAGGCUGCAGACAAACAGCUCUUCACUUUGGUGGAGUGGGCCAAGAGAAUCCCUCACUUCUCUGAGCUGCCCCUGGAUGACCAAGUCAUUCUGCUCAGGGCUGGAUGGAAUGAGCUCUUAAUCGCUGCCUUCUCUCAUCGCUCCAUCAGCGUGAAGGAUGAGAUUCUGUUGGCCACAGGUCUACAUGUGCCCAGAGAGAGCACUCACAACUUGGGCGUGGAGGCCUUUUUUGACAGGGAAAGUGCACAGAGUGCAGAGGUGGGAGCCUUAUUUGACAGGGUGCUGACUGAGCUGGUCUGUAAGAUGCGUGAUAUGCAAAUGGACAAAACUGAACUUGGCUGUCUGCGUGCCAUAGUUCUGUUUAACCCAGAUGCCAAAGGUCUGACUAGCAGCAGUGAGGUGGAGCUUCUCAGAGAGAAAGUGUACGCGUCCCUGGAGACCUAUUGCAAACAGAAAUACCCAGAUCAGCAGGGGAGGUUUGCCAAGCUCCUCCUCCGACUUCCUGCAUUGCGUUCCAUUGGCCUUAAGUGUCUGGAGCACCUUUUCUUCUUUAAACUGAUUGGAGACACCCCCAUUGACACUUUCCUAAUGGAGAUGCUGGAGUCGCCCCACUAGCUGCAUCAGAGGAAGAUUGUGAAAUAGGGUUUUUCUAUCCUAGGUCCUGGAGAUAACUGUGACUGCACUUUUUCUUCCCAGGGGAAUUACAGCGAUUGGUCAGCCUCUGGUCUGGGGGUGUUUUUUUUAGUUCAGAUAUUUCUUGUCUUUUUCUCUUGAUUAUCUCUUAAGUGCACCAUAGAAUCUAGAGACCCAAAACUUGCCAUGAAAAAUUGUUGGUGCUACAUUUCAACAGUAAGCUAAUUCUUAUAUAUAUAUAUAUAUAUAUAUAUAUAUAUAUAUAUAUAUAUAUAUAUAUAUAUAUACAUAUAUAUAUAUAUAUAUAUAUAUAUAUAUAUAUAUAUAUAUAUAUAUAUAUAUACAUAUAUAUAUAUAUAAAUAAAACAAGUUAAAAACUUAAAUAUGGAAGCUCCAGUUACCUGACUGGUUUAGAUAAGUGGGGUUUAUGUUUCGAUAGAACCAUUUGAGGCUUUUAAAACACUGUGGAUGAUAAGCUUUAAUCGUAUGUAAGUGUGCUUCACCAUCUCUUAAGUUUGAGUGCUUUCUUCCUAAUUUAUUUUGCCCCGACCUGUAAGGACUGGUCAAGUGGGCGAAUAAAUGAACGAAUUAAUUCGGUAUUAUAGAUUUAAAUUGACAUUUACUUUGCUUGUGUGAGAAAUCGGGCGAAGAAAUCUAUAUGCAAUGAAGCUUGAAAUGAUGCAAAACAGAAAAGACUAGAUGUAUUAUCUCCAAAAAAGCAAUUUAUGUGAUAUUGUGCAAUGUUAAGCCUAAAUCCAGAGUUGGAUGUGAGGGAAAUGCAAGCACUCUUUUUAUUAUCUUACGCACUCAUUUUAUUAUCACAUCAUGAGUGCCUAAAUGACAUAUGCUUGAUAUAUGAUUUAAAAAAAAAAAAAAAAAAAAAAAAUUAAUGUUUGCAGAAAAUAGGACAAACAAAAAGAUGAAUUUCUGUUUAUGUCAUCAGCAGUUAUUGUACGAAGCAGGUCGAUUUCCUUUCAUUCUUUUUGUUUUGCCUGAUGUGUCCUAGGCUGAAAUUGUCUUAAACCUGCAUUGGUUUUACUAGUUAACUGUCAGUUAAUAAAACACUCUCUUCUCUUAUCACAUAUCAGGUAACUGUAUAAGAGUGAUAAUUCCUCAAGUAAACUGCACUAUACGAAAAAAAAAAAAAAAAAUGUCAUUCCUUUUUUUUUCUUUUCUUUUUUUUUUUUUUUUUUUUACCAUUGUCAGAUUUAAGAAGAAAAAUACUUUUGGUGCUUCGGAAUCGACAUUUGAUAUUAUAGCCCUAAAAAGUGCACAUGUAAAACUGCAAAAAGGAGAAGUACAGCUGCCUUCAGCUUUAUAGAGAUACUAAUCAGAGCAGUAUGAAAGUUCAUUGGUGUGCACUUGCUGUUUGUAUUUGGAAAACCUUCCAACUUGAAAUUUCUACAAUUAAUUUCUUCUAGUACUGUGCAGACCCUAUUGUUCAGGGACAUUGUGUAGCUAUUGUGUAGACAUAGACAGGCUUGGAAUCAAUAUAUAUUCUCUUGCUUUUAUCACUUUCUUUAGUUUGUAGUUGGCAUACAACUUGCAGAAAAGACAUAGUUUGCACUGGAUUUUACCAUGAAUCCUAGACUUUGGAUUUUGUCUUUUUUUUCCUUUCUGUGAUCUGAGCUUAUUUGGUUUUCGUUUCUUUUUGACCUACCAUUGAUAUAUAAUUUUCUUUUCUUUUCUUUUUUUUUUGCUUUUUCAUGGCAUCUUUCUGUUCUUGCUGAAAAAGUUAUGGGGACAAAUGCAAGCUCACUUUUGCCAUAGAUAUAUCUAACAAACAAACAAACACACAAGGUUGUUUUUGUAUGGUCUUGUACAACCAACAUCUUUACUGCAUUAGGCAUGUUACAUGUCUGUUGUUGCACUAAAAUUGUCAUACAAUUAUGAUUGUAAUGAGAUUCCAUCAGUUUCGAUGUUGUCACAGCUCAUUUUAGAGGAGCUCUGUGACACUGCAAAAGAACCGUCUGCUGUACAUGACCCUAAAUAAAGGUGGUGAUAUGUCUAACAA
This is a messenger RNA of Cyprinus carpio (common carp), 3510 nucleotides long. RefSeq names its product retinoic acid receptor RXR-beta-B. Gene Ontology annotation, biological process: cell differentiation; positive regulation of transcription by RNA polymerase II; response to retinoic acid. Gene Ontology annotation, cellular component: nucleus; RNA polymerase II transcription regulator complex. NCBI's taxonomy places the organism in Eukaryota, Metazoa, Chordata, Actinopteri, Cypriniformes, Cyprinidae. The record is from RefSeq and is a predicted model, not a curated record. Gene Ontology annotation, molecular function: nuclear steroid receptor activity; nuclear receptor activity; zinc ion binding.